AUGUUCCUCCGUCAACACGCUUAUCUUAUCUUAUCUUAUCAAAACAACCAUCAUAAACGUUCUCGCAAUUUCGUCAUCUCUCCGCCCAACUGCUUAUCGCGACAAAUUCUCCCCAUGAGCUCCUACGCCUCUCAGCUGUCGGGUUACAUUGACGGCUGGCUCAGUACCUUUAUUGACGAUAAAACCAGCGAUCUGAAAGGCGAAGCGCCCAUACUCAAUUGGAACGACAUGCCAACGCCGCCGUCUUCGGAUCUAGCUCAAUCAACGCCAACAGGCAACAGAAGGCGCUCGCCGAAAAGACCGAGACAAGAUGUCAGCCCCAUCGAUGCAGAUGCGCACAAUAACCAGGGCAACCCGUUCGAUGACCAGACUCCAACUGGGCCGCCACGGACAUUACAGAUGAGCAUUCCCUCUCGACCAUUCUCCAACCCCCCAACCCUACCGCCCUCAUCUUCCGCAUCAGGCGCCUCAAGUCAUUCCCGAUCGUCAAGCCCCGUCAAGCGCUCUACGCUCGAACUACUUCAAAAGCCCGUUCGUUUCAUACCGAUGAAGAAAUCCCAUCUGCCGAAACAUAUACACAAGACAUAUGAUACGAUCUUCAGCACCGCGCAUGGCAACAACUUCAUUCCUAAUGCAGUAAGAGAAGAACUGGAGAACAGCGAUGAAGAUAUCUUGCCACAGUGGUUCUUUGAGCAUCCAGCUAGUAAAACGCCAGAAUACAAUAACGAACUUGCUGCCUUGCGAGAGAUCCAAGAUGCUGCGAUUUCACGUCAGACGCAAGGCGCUUCAGAGUCAGCUUGGAACGUUGACGUCCAUGGACCAUUACUCAAACUGGCUCUCAAGCCAUUUCCGUCACUAAAACGCGAGAUUAUCACACAUGCAAACAUCAGCAAACCCUUCGUCCCUGAUGUGCGAACUGAUUCAUACUAUAACAUGACAAAGUCUAAAAUGAUUGACUGGGGAGUUACAGUAUCGCCCUCAAAAGCGACAGCACAGCACAUCAGCAAAUUAGUUGACAGUCUCCCGCAUAACCAACGCUCAAUUAACCAGACGAUCUACGGACCGGUUAAGAACAACCCGAUCGCUGUAUCUAUUGAGAUAAAAGUCGCGAGCGGAUCACUUGAAGAAGCAAGAGGGCAGUUGGGACUUUGGAUAGCAGAAUGGCAUCAACGGAUGAGUUUGCUUAGGAAGAGUGAGGAGAAGAUUAUUACAGUGCCGCUUAUCAUGGUUAUGGAACAUGAGUGGAAACUGAUGUUUGCCGUUGAUCGAGGGGAUGCGAUUGUGAGUCCCGUGCUUAUUAUGUAA
Fusarium poae is the source of this 1305-nucleotide messenger RNA. RefSeq lists its product as uncharacterized. The coding region runs from base 1 to 1305 and encodes 434 amino acids. Lineage: Eukaryota; Fungi; Ascomycota; Sordariomycetes; Hypocreales; Nectriaceae. The transcript has a single exon. The record is from RefSeq and is a predicted model, not a curated record.